AUGUCGGACCUCCCAGAUUACUAUUCCAUCCUCGAAAUCGCACCCAACGCCACAGAAGAAGAAGUCAAGCGGGCGUACAAGAAAGCGGCCCUGAAGUGGCAUCCCGACCGCGUCUCAGUCGACUCUCCUGAACGGCCGAAGCGAACGAAGCGUUUUCAAGCAAUCAACGAUGCAUACUAUACCCUCUCGGACAAGACCCGGCGGCGCGACUACGACGAAGCCCGCAAGUUCCACGGCGGCAGCACCUUCACCUUCGACGACUCCGCCGACGAGGAAGAAGUGCCCCGGCCGCCGCCACAACAGGCCGGGGCCACGCCCUCGUGGUUCAACAUGUUCGGCUUCGGACGUGGCGGAGACGGCCAGCAGAGUCAGUUCGCCGACCAACAGUUCGAGAGCGCGUUCGAAGAGAUGAUGCACGAGGAUGACCUGGCGGACGACAACCACGCGCCCACAAAGCGAUUCUGGACGAUCGUGGGAGGAAUCUCGGGUGGCGCGAUGGGCUUCAUCUUCGGUGACGUUGUGGGGAUGGUGCCGGGCGCCAUCGCCGGUAGCAAAGCCGGUGCUAUACGGGAUGCCAAGGGCAAGUCGGUGUAUAAAGUGUUCCAGUCCCUGGAUCAGGGUCAGAAGGCCAAGAUAUUGAGUGAGCUUGCGGCGAAGCUGUUUAGCGGGGCGAUCAGUUGA
Cladophialophora carrionii CBS 160.54 is the source of this 681-nucleotide messenger RNA. RefSeq lists its product as uncharacterized. Bases 1 to 681 code for a protein of 226 amino acids. The record is from RefSeq and is a predicted model, not a curated record. The transcript is spliced from 3 exons. Lineage: Eukaryota; Fungi; Ascomycota; Eurotiomycetes; Chaetothyriales; Herpotrichiellaceae. Gene Ontology annotation, molecular function: protein-folding chaperone binding; protein folding chaperone. Gene Ontology annotation, cellular component: nucleus; cytoplasm.